AUGUGCUUCCAGGAGCAGCUGGAGGAGCACCGGAGCUGCCAUGGGCUGACUGAGGGCUGGGUCCUGGCGCAGAGGUUUGGAGGAGGGGAUAAGUUGGUGCCGGUGGAGUCCGCGGAGAAGAUCCAGAGGCAGCAGCAGACGCUCGGGGUGGAUUAUAAACCCGUGGUCAGCUGGGAACAACUGGUGGACCUGACGUACUCGGUGGACCUGACUUACUCCAUGCACCUGGGACAGAAGCCCAAGCUCAUAGAGCAGGAUGAGGCCGCAGUGCAGAAAUUUCGGUCCGUGCCCCCAGGGUGGAGCUACGAGUGCGACAUGGAGCUGGGGCGCUUCCUGUACGAUCACAGCGAGAGGCAGCUGCUGCGCAGGGACUGCACCAAGGAGCACCUCAGCAGCGUCGAGGUCUCCUCGCAGGCGGAGGACUGCGGCGCGGCCUGUCUGACCGACAACCAGUCCCAAACCUUCUGGGAGAGCAACGGGCCCCCGGGGCAGCACUGGGUGCGACUCAGGAUGAAGAAAGGCUCCGUAGUCAAGAAGCUGUGGUUGAUGCUGAAUGGGCAGGCAAGCUCCUACAUCCCCAGGCGGGUGGCCGUGUAUGGCGGGACACCCAACAGUCUGCAGCACCUGAGGACUGUCCUAAUUAACCAGAACAGCUACCAGGACAUCUGCAUCCUCCGGGACAUGAAGGUCCAUCUGCCGGUGCUGGAGAUCCGCAUCCUGGAGUGCCGGGAGCAAGGGUACAACGUCCGCCUGGGAGGGAUUAAGAUCCAGUCCUUUUGGGAGUGGGACCUGGUCCUCAACGCCGACAUGUUCCAGCCAGCCCGAAUGGUGCGCUACCCCCUCCUGGAAGGGCUGGAGGCCGACGUGCUGUACCGGCGGGCUGUGCUCAUCCAGAGGUUCGUCCAGCUCCUGGACAGUGUCUUGCAUUACCUGAUCCCCCUCUCCGAGGACAGCGUCGGCACCUUCAAUGCGCUCAGGAGCAUGAAGCCAUUCCUGCGGCUGUCCAAGCAGAGGACAGCCCUCAUCCCCCACUGCCUCCAGUCCUCGGAGAGCACCCCCCCCACCAUCACCCCAAAACUGUACAUCAACCGCCUCCUGGCCCGGGAGCACCGUGCCAAGCCCACGCUGGACCCCAGCUGCAGGAACGCCGUCUUCACCCAGCUGUACGAAGGCCUCAAAUCCUCCAAGAACAACCAGCCCCUGGACUACAGGUGGCCCCUGAGCUACAGCCAGUGGUGGGAGUGCGAGUUCAUCACCGAGGGCAUCAUCGACAAUGGCGGUGGUUUUCGGGACACCCUGUCGGAUGUGUCGGAGGAGCUGUGUCCCAGCUCGGCUGACGUCCCCAUGCCCCUGCCCUUCUUCGUGCGCACCUCCAACCAGGGUAACAGCAGCAGCGACACCAGGGACAUGUACGUCCCCAACCCCUCCUGCAAGGACUUCCCCAAAUUCGAGUGGAUCGGGCAGCUGAUGGGAGCAGCCCUGAGGAGCAAGGAGUUUCUGGUGAGCACGGCAGGGCCUCCCGGGCUGGUGUGGCUGCCCCAGCUCCGCCGUGAUGGCUUUGGCCGCUUGGGGUUGCAGGUGAAGCAGCUGGAGGUGCUGGAGGGGGUGGACAGGGAGGCCUUCGAGUUCAUGUUCGGCAGAGAGCUGACGUACACGACGGUGCUGAGCGACCAGCGCGUGGUGGAGUUGAUCCCCAACGGCAGCAGCACCGUGGUGCGCUACGAGGACCGCAAGGAGUUCAUCCGCCUGGCGCAGAAGGCUCGGCUGGAGGAGAGCAAGGAGCAGAUCGCAGCCAUGCGUGCCGGGCUGCUCAGCGUGGUGCCCCAGCCCGUGCUGGAGCUGCUGACCUGGCAGCAGCUGGAGAAGAAGAUCUGCGGGGACCCCGAGAUCACGAUGGCCGAGCUGCGCAGGUUCAUCACAUUUGAGGACUUUCCCGCCAACGACUCCCGCGUCCAGAACUUCUUGGAGGCGCUCAACAACUUCACCAGCGAGGAUCUCAGCCGCUUCCUUAAGUUCGUCACUGGCCGGAGCCGCCUCCCGGUCCAGAUCACUGUCUACCCAGAAAGGUCAAACUUGGAUGCGUUAGACCUGAUGCCACAGUCCUCCACGUGCUCCUGCACCUUCUAUUUGCCCAACUAUUCCUCGGCCAAGGUGUGUGAGGAGCUGCUGCGGUACGCCGUGUACAACUGCAUGUCCAUCAAAAAACGGGGACGAGUGAAGCCGCCCCAGCCCCUUGUGCCAUGGGAGCUUCACUCCCUGGGUUCAAUAAACCUGCAGGGCCGGAUCCUGCUGUCUUGCCCCUGUCCUGUCUGUGUCCUUGCUUCUUAA
Molecule: messenger RNA, 2328 nt
Organism: Mesitornis unicolor (brown roatelo)
Lineage: Eukaryota; Metazoa; Chordata; Aves; Mesitornithiformes; Mesitornithidae
Product: E3 ubiquitin-protein ligase HECTD3-like
Exons: 20
Coding region: 1-2328 (775 amino acids)
Molecular function (GO): ubiquitin-protein transferase activity
Source: RefSeq, a predicted model, not a curated record